Messenger RNA from Leptopilina boulardi, 4822 nucleotides. It is a transcript of the gene msk, whose product is annotated as importin-7. Lineage: Eukaryota; Metazoa; Arthropoda; Insecta; Hymenoptera; Figitidae. Gene Ontology annotation, cellular component: nuclear envelope; cytosol. Gene Ontology annotation, molecular function: small GTPase binding. Gene Ontology annotation, biological process: protein import into nucleus. The transcript has 19 exons. The coding region runs from base 148 to 3330 and encodes 1060 amino acids. The record is from RefSeq and is a predicted model, not a curated record.
CACGUGACGAGGGAGCAGUAAGUGGCAGGCAGGCAGGCAAGUAAGGUGAAUGCGCCGGGUAGAAAUCGUUUUUUACUCGGAUGAAAACGGGAUUAAAAAAAUUAACAAGUAAGAAUUAUUAUUACAACGAAAAUUAUUGCCGCUAAAAUGGAUCCCCGUAAAUUAACAGAAUUAUUGCGAGCAACGAUAGAUCCCGCUCAACAAAAGCAGGCGGAGGAACAGCUCAACCAGAUUCACAAAAUUAUUGGUUUUGCUCCCACUCUUUUGCAAGUUGUAAUUUCGCCGGAUGUUGACAUGCCAGUUAGACAAGCAGGUGUCAUAUAUUUAAAAAAUUUAAUAACGACAAACUGGGUGGAUCGAGAAACUGACAAUGCUGCUUUACAAUUUAGUAUUCAUGAACAAGAUCGUGCCAUGAUUCGUAACGCGAUUGUCGAUGCAGUAGUAAUGGCACCAGAACUUAUAAGGGUACAAUUGGCAGUGUGUAUAAGUAAUAUUGUAAAGCACGAUUUCCCUGGAAGGUGGACGCAAAUUAUUGACAAAAUUACGAUUUACUUACAAAAUCCAGAUGCUUCCUGUUGGCCCGGUAUUCUUCUUGCUCUCUAUCAACUUGUUAAAAAUUUCGAGUACAAAAAAGCUGAAGAUAGAGGACCACUUCAUGAAGCUAUGAAUUUAUUAUUGCCCAUGAUUUAUCAAUUAAUAAUCCGACUUCUACCUGAUGCAUCCGAGCAGUCUGUCCUUUUACAAAAACAAAUACUCAAAAUAUUUUUCGCCUUAACGCAGUACACUCUUCCUCUUGAUCUUAUAUCGAAAGAAGUUUUCUCUCAAUGGAUGGACGUAGUGAGACAAGUUGCAGAUAGACCUGUUCCCGCUGAAACAAAUGAUCCUAAUUUAGAUGACGAUGAACGAUCUGAAUUGCCCUGGUGGAAAUGUAAAAAAUGGGCACUUCACAUUCUUCAAAGAAUGUUUGAAAGAUAUGGCAGUCCGGGAAAAGUAAUCAAGGAAUAUAAGGAUUUCUCCGAAUGGUAUUUGCAAACAUUUAGCGGUGGAAUUUUGGAAGUUUUGCUCAAAAUAUUGGAUCAAUAUCGUAGAAAAGUUUUCAUUUCUCCAAGAGUUGUACAGCAAUCUCUAAAUUAUAUUAAUCAAGCAGUUUGCCAUGCUCAUUCGUGGAAAUUCUUAAAGCCUCAUAUGUAUGAAAUUAUUCGAGAUGUUUUGUUUCCAAUACUUUCAUAUUCAGAGGCUGACGAAGAAUUAUGGAACACGGAUCCUUACGAGUACAUUAGAGUUAAAUUUGAUAUAUUCGAGGACUUUGUUUCUCCUGUGACUGCUGCACAAACAUUAUUACACGCGUCAUGUAAAAAGCGCAAAGACAUGUUACAAAAGACAAUGCAAUUCUGUAUGGAAGUCUUAACCAGUCCGAAUGCUGAUCCUCGACAAAAGGACGGUGCUUUGCACAUGGUGGGAAGCCUCGCUGAUAUUUUGCUGAGGAAAAAGAUUUAUAAGGAUCAAAUGGAUAAGAUGCUCAUGCAGUAUGUCUUCCCUGAAUUUAAUAGUAUACAUGGUCACAUGAGAGCGAGGGCAUGUUGGGUGUUACAUUACUUUUCUGAAAUCAAGUUUAAGGAAGAAUUAAUUUUAGUUGAAGCGAUGAGAUUAACAAUUCAUGCAUUGUUGACGGAUAAAGAUCUUCCGGUGAAAGUUGAAGCCGCUAUUGCUCUUCAGAUGUUGCUUAUUGCCCAAGAGAAAGCACAACGAUUUCUUGAGCCAUUUAUUAAACAAAUAACACUUGAAUUAUUGAAUAUUAUUAGAGAAACAGAAAAUGAUGAUUUGGCGACUGUUAUGCAAAAACUUGUUUGCACAUAUCCAGAACAAUUAAUGCCAAUAGCUGUGGAAAUUUGUCAACAUUUGGCUGCAACAUUUAGUCAAGUUUUGGAAACGGACGAGGGUAGCGAUGAGAAAGCCAUUGCGGCAAUGGGUUUAUUAAAUACAAUAGAAACACUUUUGUCAGUGAUGGAAGAUCAACCACAAAUAAUGGCUCAAUUGCAACCUACAGUUCUACAAGUGAUUGCUCAUAUUUUCGGUCAAAGUGUUAUGGAAUUUUAUGAAGAGGCUUUAUCGUUGGUUUACGAUCUCACGGGAAAAUCAAUUUCCGAAGACAUGUGGAAAGUAUUGGAACUUAUGUAUCAAUUAUUUCAAAAAGAUGGUUUCGAUUAUUUCACCGAUAUGAUGCCUGCGCUUCACAAUUAUAUUACCGUCGAUACACCAGCAUUCCUAUCGAAUGAAAAUCAUAUUUUAGCCAUGUUUAAUAUGUGUAAAGCGGUAUUGAUGGGCGAUGCUGGUGAAGAUCCCGAGUGCCAUGCUGCAAAAUUAUUGGAAGUUAUCAUUUUACAAUGCAAAGGACAAAUAGAUCAGUGCAUACCAUCACUUGUUCAAUUGGUAUUGGAACGUCUGACGCGUGAAGUGAAAACUUCCGAACUAAGAACAAUGUGCCUUCAAGUAGUAAUUGCAGCAUUGUAUUAUAAUCCAACAUUGUGUCUCGAUGCAAUGAAUAGAUUACAAGGCACUUUGGGUCAAUCGGCAGAACCAAUUGCUUCGCAUUUCAUAAAGCAAUGGAUACUCGACACCGAUUGUUUUCUUGGGUUACAUGACAGGAAACUUUGCGUUUUUGGUCUCUGCACUUUAAUAAGUAUGGGUCCAUCGAGACCAGCAGCAGUGAAUGAAUGUUCUCAUCAAAUUAUUCCAUCGUUAAUUUUACUUUUUGACGGACUGAAACGUGCCUAUGCUGCAAAAGUUGCCGACGGCGAUGACGAUGGAAAUGAUGAUGAGGAAACUGACAUUGACGAAGAAGUCUUGUCGUCGGACGAGGAUGAAAUUGACGACGGUAGUCAAGAAUACUUGGAAAAACUUCAAGAAAAAGUAACAAAAAAUGUUCAAACCCAUCAUGGAUUCACUGUAAAUUCAUUUAUUCAAGAUGGAAUUGGUGAUCAUAAAUCGGACGAAGAUGAUGAUGAAGAUUCAGAAUAUGAAGCGAACGAAGAGACUGCUCUUGAGACUUAUAUUACACCUUUAGAUUCGGACGACAAAAAACAGGAUGAAUAUGUCGUUUUUAAAGAAAUUAUGCAAAAUAUUGAAAAAACAGAUCACAAUUGGUAUAGAGCGCUAACCAGUAAUUUAACAGCUGAACAACAAAAAACCUUGCAAGAAAUCAUUCUCCUCGCCGAUCAGCGUAAAGCUGCGUUAGAAAGCAAACGAAUUGAACAGAGUGGAGGUUACGCCUUUCAUUCUCAAACUGUGCCCACCUCGUUCAAUUUUGGCGGGACGCCAUUAGGUCGAUAAAGAAAAUUAAUAAGGUUUUUUUUUUUUUUUAUUUAAGACUUAAGUAAGUAAAUAAACAAACAAAAAAUUAUAAAAGUUAAUUACAUCGUUAAGACAGUUAAUGAGGAGACAAAACAAAAAGAAAAGAACUGUUAAUACGAUCAUUUAGGAAGACAAUAUAGCACUUCCUAUUUACUAUUUUUUUGUAAACUAAAUGUACAUUAUCCAAGACGGUCGGAUUAAUUUUUAAUUAUUCUGAAAUACGUCAAUAACAAUCUCAACAAAAAAAAAAAUAAAAUAAAUUAAUUAGGUGAUCAAUUUAUUAACUAAAAAAAAUAAAAUCAAUUCACGCAAAUUUACAAUCGCAAGGCGAUGCUACACUUUGUUGUAUAAAGAUUUUAAAUAAUAAGACAAAAGAAAAAAAAAUGUGUCAUUUUAUUUUUUCAAAAAGUAGCGUCACAAUCGAAUGAAAUACGCUUUUUUGUAAUUUUUGCUUUUGAGGCGAUUAAAUUUUCUUUUCUUUAUGCAAAAAUGUACACAUUUUUUAUAUAUAUAUAUAUAAUUUUAGGAGGAAAAAAAAAAAAAAAAAAAAAAUUUAAACGAAAGUACUGUCCAAUUUAAUUUAUCUACUUUUUUCCGGCAUUUUCAAAAGACAAAAAUACGAGCUAAACGGCAAAGAAAAAAUUAUUGUAUUUAAAUAAAUUUCAUUUUGCAAUUACCAAUUACGAAUUAAAAAAUUUUUUUUUUUAACUUUUGGUAAUUGGGAAGUGAAAAAAAAGAGAUUGAAAGCUCGUUUUGUACACUAACGAAAAUAAAAAGCCGUCUAGAGAUCAUUAACAAAAAAAAAAAAACAUCGUCCUAUUUCUCCCAAAGGAUUUAAAUAUUACUUUAGAUAGACAAGUGAAAAAAAAUAGUACUGUAAAAGUUCUGUUUUUUAGCAACUGCGCCUUAAAGAAAUUCGUCUGAAUAAGAAAAAAAAAUUAGAGAGAGAGAAAGAAAGAAAGAGAAAUAUUUCAAAAAAUAUUUGUUAUCAAGAAUUUUUAUAUUCUUAAAAUGUUUCUUAAAAAAUUUUUUUUUUUAUAUAUAUAUAUAUUUAAAGCAUAUAAAAUGUGUUUUUUUUAGUUUGUUUACAUUGAGACGAAUUUCUCGCAUUUUGUGUUUGCUUUGAAUACUUCUUUUUUUUCUCUUCAAUGCAUAAUUGUAAAUUUAUUUAUUCUGAUUCAUUUUUUCAAUACAAUAAUUAAGAGAAAAUUAAAAAAAAAAAAAAAAUUAUUGUACACGUUAUUCAAUUUUUUUAUAAAUAAAUAAAUAUAUAUAUAUAUAUACAUGUAAGUAUAUGAAUGAAGUACUUGACAAGAUUUUAUAUAAUUAAAUAUUUUUCAAUGAAAGAACAAUAUUUAAAAUGCACUCUGUUUUUUCUUUAAUUGUAAAACUGUACAAAAAAGAGGUGUUCUCGGCUGUAAGGUUUUUUUUUUGUGAAAUAAAUAUUUUGUGUCUGCGAUUAAUAUUAAAA